This is a messenger RNA of Clonostachys solani, 1359 nucleotides long. The record is from the annotation of a GenBank genome assembly. Lineage: Eukaryota; Fungi; Ascomycota; Sordariomycetes; Hypocreales; Bionectriaceae.
AUGGGCGACGAACGAGCCUCAAUGAGUAAUCAUGGCCCCAAUGUGCGGCUUCUCGCGUCAUUUCCACACUGCGGGUCGUCUCUCCCUGGCAGGAUCUUGUCCAAAUCGCCCGUCUGCAGUGUGGAAAGUUGGCCAGCCUCCGUCGAGGAGGGUGAUGAAGCAGCGACCAGAGAGAAAGAUACGGACGGUAGCCAGUUCGUGGUUUACAGGAGUGAGUAUGGGCCAGACGCCCUUGGAGACGAGGGGCUUGUUCGUACCCUUGGAAGUGCCGCAUUGCGACCGGCGCUUCUCGUUCGAGAUCCAAUCCGAGUGCUUGAUGGCUGCGAUGACGAUGGAAUCCAACAAGGAUAUGCCCGGUAUUGCGAGAUGGUCAGCCAGUCAACAUCUACACACAUUGUCCUCUACGAACGGCUACUGCUCAAUCGCCCGGCAGAGGUAGCCAGGCUCUGCGACUGGUGGGGGAUGCCCUUCCCAGAGAGCAUGGCAAGGAUGGAUGAUGGCACAGGAAUCACUUUGGAGCAGGAUGAAGGGAGAUACCGCAAUCGCUUGUCCAACGCGCGGAAGGACCAGGCUGAGGAAGCGAUGGGGCGGCACUACCUGCGAUUCUGGAAGGGCUCGGACUUUGUACGACUGCAGGCCCUGCUGUCGGAGAAGUCGUGGUUUGGGUUCGAUCUGGACGACACUCUGCAUGAGUUUCGCCGUGCUUCGAGUGCGGCGGUCGAGGCUGUGCUGAGAGCAAUGUCAGACCACACCGGCGCUGAUCUCUCGCUGCUGAAAGAGACGCAUUCUCAGGUGCUCAAGGAGAAGACAGCCAAUGCAUUCUCCGACGGCAAGACGUCGUUCGAUUAUCGCAGGGAAAGAUUCAUGGCCGUUCUCUCGCGUCUCUCCCUGCCAUCCGAUGACGAGACGUUCCUCGCAAAUCUGCUCCAGGUAUACGAGACAACGCUGACCAGGUCAUUUGAGCUCAAGGCGGGUGCCCUCCAGCUGUUUGAAACGCUGAAAAGGCUGGGCAAGAAGAUUGUCGUCAUCACUGAAGGGCCGCAGGAUGCACAGGAGCGCACCGUCGAGGCACUGGGACUGGCCAAGCACGUUGAUUUCCUCGCCACGACGAACCGCUUCCGGGUCAGCAAGACGGACGGGAUGUUUGGGAAGGUGCUGGAGCAUCUUGACAUCUCGCCGGGGGACAUGGUUUUCGUCGGGGAUAACGAAGAGCGAGAUGUCAAGAUGGCUACGGCGGCGGGCAUAUUCUCCAUCUAUUUUGCUGAGGCUCUGGAUGUUUCUCUCAUGGCGGAUGGGCCGCGUAUAAACACACUGCGUAAGCUGCAACAUCUGCUGGAGGGUGCUGGUGAUACGGAGUGA